AUGUUUCCUUUUGGUGCUGGCGAGAAACAGCAAACGCUAGUCAGAGAGCCACUCGCGCCGUUCAACCGUGGAAGAUGGCCCGGUGGAUACACCUGGGUGACGCUCCCGCACGCACCCUUGGACGCUCUGCGGAUUAUGAUUCGCCUUCUGGCCCCUUCUUCUUCAACGGAUAUUGGACUGUCCCUCGCGUCUCGUCAGCCAAGCAGAGUCGACUUUGGCGCGAAAAAUAAAAAUAAAAAUAAAAAUAUCAAUCCAGGAGCGUGGUGUUCAGCGGAGAUCGGGUCCGCGCCUGCGCGAUAUUUAUAUGUGCCUGUAAAGACGCUCCUUCGCCAUGAUUUACGUCCGGCGCAAGGAAUAUACAUAGAACUUGGUCGUCAAAGGCUGUUCCGCUCAAAGAAGUUUAAUCGUGAGUCCCAAGGUUUUCUCUGGAGCUCGCUGGGCGAGAAAGUCUCAGCGAAACCCGCUUCUCGAUUACUCGCGCCGUCAGGGCGAUACAGCCCGAAAGCAACACGGACAAAUAGCAUGUUGGCAAUGUUGGUUUUGAGUGUAUUUUUCGCCCACUGGCCUAGAUCCCGCAAGCCCUGA
Molecule: messenger RNA, 585 nt
Organism: Coccidioides immitis RS
Lineage: Eukaryota; Fungi; Ascomycota; Eurotiomycetes; Onygenales; Onygenaceae
Exons: 3
Coding region: 1-585 (194 amino acids)
Source: RefSeq, a predicted model, not a curated record